CCAAGGGCGGUGGCCGGGGCUGGGCCAGGCUCAGAGAGCGCCCCCGAGUCUGAUCCUCGCAGCGCUCCGCUCCUCUGCUGCAGCCAUGUCGAAGAUCCCCGUGUCCCCGACGGAAACGGAGCGUUGCAUUGAGUCCCUGCUGGCUGUCUUCCAGCGCUACGCCGGGCGCGAAGGCGACAACUGCACACUCUCCAAGAGAGAGUUCCUCAGUUUCAUGAACGCUGAGCUGGCUUCCUUCACAAAGAACCAGAAGGACCCGGGAGUCCUGGACCGGAUGAUGAAGAAGCUCGACUUGAAUUGUGACGGGCAGCUGGACUUCCAGGAGUUCCUGAACCUCAUUGGGGGCAUCGCGCAGGCUUGCCACGUUGCACUGUGCGUGCAGGCUCCCCCUGGUCACCCCCAGACCAAGAAACUGUGACCCCUCCCAACCCACCCCUACAGCCCAGCAAGCAUUCCCCAUGCACCCUUUGCAAGACCAACGGUCAGCUGCUGACCUGCCCCCAGCAUGUGCGUGUGUGGAUGGAGGAGGCUCCCAUUGCUUUUGUAUCAGUAAAAGAAUGGUAUAAAAAUUC
Molecule: messenger RNA, 572 nt
Organism: Gopherus evgoodei (Goodes thornscrub tortoise)
Lineage: Eukaryota; Metazoa; Chordata; Testudines; Testudinidae
Gene: S100A11
Product: S100 calcium binding protein A11
Exons: 3
Coding region: 86-418 (110 amino acids)
Biological process (GO): regulation of cell population proliferation
Cellular component (GO): cytoplasm
Molecular function (GO): calcium-dependent protein binding; calcium ion binding
Source: RefSeq, a predicted model, not a curated record